This is a messenger RNA of Fusarium fujikuroi IMI 58289, 1221 nucleotides long. RefSeq names its product related to lysophospholipase L1 and related esterases. The record is from RefSeq and is a predicted model, not a curated record. The transcript has 2 exons. NCBI's taxonomy places the organism in Eukaryota, Fungi, Ascomycota, Sordariomycetes, Hypocreales, Nectriaceae. The coding region runs from base 1 to 1221 and encodes 406 amino acids.
AUGGAGUCUCCGUCUAAAUGGGUGACGGCCUGGGCACCAACGCCUCAGCCUACUGAGGAGGUAGAUAUGCCACCACAUCCAUUCACGCAGCGCGGGGUUGCUUUUCAGAAUACCACCAUUCGACAGACAUUGAGAGUGACGGCCGGCGGUGACUAUGUCCGGAUUCGCCUGUCCAACCAGUUUGGAUUCGAGACAUUGCACAUCUCAAGAGCUGUGAUUGCUGUUCCUCGACCAUACAACUCAGUCGCUCCUAGUGGCUCUCCUUCGAUCUUCAAGGAUACAGCACAGCAGGUUCUGUUUGACGGCGAACAGCCGGCUUUAGUACCAGGAGGCUCCCACGUGGUUUCAGACAGCCUCAAGUUCCCAAUCAAAGCGGGGCAGAUUCUUUCAAUUACCAUCUUUCUCAAGAAUGGCCAAAAUUCUCAACAGAUCACCUCCCAUCCAGGCAGUCGCACAGACUCCUGGCUUUGUUAUGGCGACCAGUCGAUGGCAUCUGAACUCUCCGGGCCUGAUCUACAAGCUUCAACACAUUGGUAUUUCCUCUCUGGAGUCGAAAUACGUGUCGAUGCUGCUCACCACGGAACCCUGGUUCUCCUGGGCGACAGUAUAACUGACGGGCGCUGCAGCACAGAUAAUGCAAACAAUCGCUGGCCAGAUCUUCUGUUUGACCGCAUGCAGCAGCAUCCAUUCGCACAGAAUAUGUCCAUCAUCAACCAGGCCGUAGGUGGUGGGAGGAUUCUACGAGAUGGAAAAGGACCAAGUCUUUUGAGCCGUCUAGAUCGCGACACUAUUGCUCAGCCAGGCCGACGUUACAUCCUGGUUUUUCAUGGAGUGAAUGACCUGGGCACGGCAGAUUCUGACCCAGUAUCGCUUCAAGAGGUCACAAAAGCUCUUAUGAAGGCAUAUCGCCAGAUUGUCUCGCGUUGCCAUGCACACGGUUUACAUGUUUUGGGUGCCACUAUUGGUCCUAUGGGUGGUAACGAACCUUACGGAACCUGCGAAUUGCGUGAAAGGGCGCGCCAGGAGUUGAACGAUUGGAUUCGGAAGUCUUGCGUAUUUGAUGCCCUGGUAGACUUUGACUAUGUUUUGCGAUCUACCAAGGAUAAUAGUCGAUUGAAGGAGGAGUAUGAUUCUGGAGACCAUUUACACCCAAACAUUGUAGCGUUCGAAGCAAUGGCAGGUGCAUUUCCAUUGGAUGUAUUUAAGCAAUUCGAAUCAUAG